GGGGUAAACGGGGGGCCCGAAUAAUAAUCGCUAAUAACAAAAAAAAGGAAAGGGGGAGAGGGAGGCCGGGGAGAAUAAAAGGAGGCUGGGCUGCUUUGCAUUGAAGAUCGGGGCGCUAUUGAAAAGCUUUUGAAAAGUGGUGUUGUCUUCUACCCGUGCGUGCUUCGAUUGGGGGAGUAUAUUAGAGCCGGACAGCGGCUGCAAAAGCAGCAGCUUGGGAGCGUCUCUGAGCGAAGGGGACUCUGCAAGGAAGAGGCAUGCUUUUAUCAAAGAGACCGCAGCUCACGGAGUUUUCCUUAAGUCUUCUGCUUGCUCUGUUAUGUUUGCGAGUAAAGGUGACUCUAACAUCAGGCCAGUUCGAGUUUGAGAUCAUAUCCAUGCAAAAUGUCAAUGGUGAACUGCAAAAUGGGAAUUGCUGUGAUGGGACCCGAAACCCAGCUGAUAGAAAAUGCACCAGAGAUGAGUGUGAUACUUAUUUUAAAGUUUGCCUAAAGGAGUAUCAGUCCCGGGUUUCUGUUGGGGGCCCUUGCAGCUUUGGAUCUGGAUCGACCCCAGUCAUCGGUGGAAAUACCUUCAGUUUGAAAUACAGUCGGAAUAAUGAAAAGAACCGGAUUGUUCUCCCUUUCAGCUUUGCCUGGCCGAGAUCCUACACAUUGCUUGUUGAGGCCUGGGAUUACAGUAACGACAGUGUUAAUGCAGAUAACAUUAUCGAAAAAGCUUCUCACUCCGGUAUGAUCAACCCAAGUCGUCAAUGGCAAAUCUUGAAGCAGAAUGCAGGCGUGGCUCACUUUGAAUACCAGAUCCGGGUCACUUGCGAUGAGCACUACUAUGGCUUUGGCUGCAACAAGUUCUGUCGACCAAGAGAUGACUUCUUUGGGCACUACACCUGUGAUCAGAAUGGCAACAAAACAUGCCUGGAAGGCUGGAUGGGUCUGGACUGUGACAAAGCUAUCUGCCGUCAGGGUUGCAGCCCCAAACAUGGUUCUUGCAAAAUUCCAGGAGAGUGCAGGUGUCAGUAUGGAUGGCAAGGCCAGUACUGUGAUAAAUGCAUUCCACACCCAGGCUGUGUCCAUGGCACUUGCAAUGAACCAUGGCAAUGCCUCUGUGAAACCAACUGGGGUGGCCAGUUCUGCAAUAAAGAUCUCAACUAUUGUGGGACUCACCCACCUUGUUUGAAUGGAGGUACCUGCAGCAACACUGGACCUGACAAAUAUCAGUGCUCCUGCCCAGAGGGUUACUCGGGACAGAACUGUGAAAUCGCGGAACAUGCCUGUCUUUCGGAUCCUUGCCACAAUGGAGGAAGCUGCCUUGAAACCUCUACAGGAUUUGAGUGUGUCUGUGCUCCAGGCUGGGCAGCACCAACGUGCACACUUAAUAUCGAUGACUGUUCUCCAAAUCCCUGUGGCCAUGGAGGGACUUGCCAGGAUCUAGUUGAUGGGUUUAAAUGUAUUUGCCCACCUCAGUGGACUGGUAAAACGUGUCAGAUUGAUGCGAAUGAAUGUGAGGGUAAACCUUGUCUUAAUGCCAAUUCCUGCAGGAACUUGAUUGGCAGCUAUUACUGCGACUGCAUUGCUGGCUGGACUGGCCAGAAUUGUGAUAUAAAUAUUGACGACUGUAUUGGACAGUGUCAGAAUGGAGGGACUUGUAGGGACUUGGUUAAUGGUUAUCGAUGUGUCUGCCCACCUGGCUAUGUAGGGGAUCACUGUGAGAAAGACAUCAACGAAUGUGCAAGCAACCCUUGUUUGAAUGGGGGUCAUUGCCAAGAUGAAAUCAAUGGAUUCCAAUGUCUCUGCCCUGCUGGAUUCUCAGGAAACGUCUGUCAGUUGGAUAUAGAUUAUUGUGAACCCAACCCUUGCCAGAAUGGGGCCCAGUGCUUCAAUUAUGAGAACGAUUACUUCUGUAGCAACUGUCCUGACGACUACGAAGGAAAAAACUGUUCGCACCUCAAAGAUCACUGCCGCUCGACUCCCUGCGAAGUCAUUGACAGCUGCACAGUUGCAGUGGCUUCCAACAGCACCCCGGAAGGGGUUCGCUACAUCUCUUCCAAUGUGUGUGGUCCACACGGCAAGUGCAAGAGCCAAGCAGGAGGCAAGUUCACUUGUGAAUGUAACAAAGGCUUCACUGGCACCUACUGUCAUGAAAAUAUCAAUGAUUGUGAGAGCAACCCGUGUAAAAAUGGCGGCACAUGCAUCGAUGGCAUCAAUUCCUACAAAUGCAUAUGUAGCGAUGGAUGGGAGGGUACCUUCUGUGAAGCCAAUAUCAAUGACUGCAGUAAAAACCCUUGCCACAAUGGAGGAACGUGCCGAGACUUGGUGAAUGAUUUUUUCUGUGAAUGCAAAAAUGGCUGGAAAGGAAAAACCUGCCACUCACGUGACAGUCAGUGUGAUGAAGCUACAUGCAAUAAUGGAGGGACGUGUUAUGAUGAGGGAGAUGCCUUCAAGUGCAUGUGUUCUGCAGGGUGGGAAGGAGCCACUUGCAACAUAGCAAGGAACAGCAGCUGCCUACCAAACCCAUGUCAUAAUGGCGGAACUUGUGUUGUUAGUGGAGACUCCUUUACGUGUGUCUGCAAAGAGGGUUGGGAAGGACCUACUUGCACUCAGAAUACCAACGAUUGCAGCCCGCACCCUUGCUAUAAUAGUGGAACAUGUGUGGAUGGAGACAACUGGUACCGUUGUGAGUGUGCUCCAGGCUUUGCGGGUCCCGACUGCAGGAUAAACAUCAAUGAAUGCCAGUCCUCCCCCUGCGCUUUUGGAGCCACAUGUGUCGAUGAAAUCAAUGGAUACCGGUGUAUCUGUCCAGCUGGCCGCAGUGGUCCAAGAUGUCAAGAAGUUUCAGGAAGGCCUUGCAUUGCCAGUGGACAUAUUAUCCCAGAUGGAUCAAAAUGGGACGACGAAUGUAACAGCUGUCAAUGUGUGGACGGGAAAGUCACCUGUUCUAAGGUCUGGUGUGGUCCGAAGCCUUGCCUAAUAAGUGCCAAAGGUCACAGUGAAUGUCCUGCAGGCCACAACUGUCACCCUGUGAAAGAUGGCCACUGCUUUGUAGGUCCCUGUGACAACAUGGGUGAAUGCUGGCCUUCCAGUCAGCAGCCUGUGAAAACGACCUGCAGUUCUGACUCGUACUAUCAGGACAACUGUGCUAACAUCACUUUCACUUUCAACAAAAAGAUGAUGACUCCGGGUCUUACUACUGAACAUAUAUGUAACGAGCUGAGGAAUCUGAGUAUCUUAAAAAAUGUCUCUGUUGAAUACUCCAUCUACAUCACUUGUGAACCAUCGCACUUGGCACACGAUGAAAUUCACGUUGCCAUAUCUGCUGAAGAUAUCCAGGAGGAAGAAAACCCAAUAAAAGAAAUAACAGAUAAAAUUAUUGAUCUGGUUAGCAAGCGUGAUGGGAACAGUACUCUUAUUGCAGCGGUUGCAGAAGUCCGAGUACAGAGGCGACCAGUUAAAAACAAAACAGAUUUCUUGGUUCCGUUACUGAGCUCUGUUUUAACCGUGGCUUGGAUCUGUUGCCUGGUCACUGUCUUGUACUGGUGUAUCCGGAAGCGCCGAAAGCAGAGCAGUCACACGCACACGCCGUCAGACGACAACACCACCAACAAUGUGCGGGAGCAGCUGAAUCAGAUCAAGAACCCGAUAGAGAAACAUGGCGCCAACGCCGUCCCAAUCAAAGACUAUGAAAACAAGAAUUCCAAAAUUGCCAAAAUAAGGACACACAACUCUGAGGUGGAGGAAGACGACAUGGACAAGCACCAGCAAAAAACCCGGUUUGCCAAACAGGCAACGUACACGCUAGUGGACAGAGAUGAAAAGCCACCCAAUGGCACUCCCACAAAACAUCCAAACUGGACAAACAAACAAGACAACCGGGACUUGGAAAGCGCACAGAGUUUAAACCGAAUGGAAUACAUUGUAUAGCAGACAGCCGGGUGCUGCUGUGCAGGGCCUUUACCUAUCCAUUCAAGUCAACUCGGAGCUUGUAGUUCUUAAAAUUGUUGUGUAAUAUUUUGAGUCUAAGGCUAUUAUUUGCUUAGAAUCCCUGUGUUAAUUUAAGUUUUGACAAGCUGGCUUACACUGGCAGUGAUAGUUGCUGUGGUUGGCUGGAUUACCAAGUGCUGCAUUUCACAUCUAUGCAAAACUAGUCAAAAGUGCCCCCAUGUCAUUACAGCCGCAGGUAAUGCAUCCUGGCAAGGGUUUCAUAAGGUGUCAUGUAGCCUCUUGCUUAAGUUUUUUUUCCCCUGUAGCCAAAAACACUUUUUUUCUCUUCUGUCUCGAGAUGUCAUGAUGUCUUAGGGGAAAAAUACAUUUUAUUUAUUUAUUGGAUUAGAGUUUUUUUGUAUAUUGGUUUUAUGGUGAUGUUCAACUAGUUCUGUAUUUGAAAGUGCCUUUGCAGCUCGGAACCACAGCAACUAUCAAAAAAAAGUUUAUUAUUUAUUUUUUUUAAUUGUAUUUUUUUGAGAGGGGACAAGGGGGAGGGUUGGGGGACUUCUUGUCAGCAGUUGCUGGUAAAAAAAAUGAAGAAUGGCGAGAAAAAUGUGUCAAAAGUAGAAGUUUGUAUAGUUAUGUAAAUAAUUCCUUUUUUUAUUAAUCACUGUGUAUAUUUGAUUUAUUAACUUAAUAAUCAAGAGCCUUAAAUAUCAUUCCUUUUUUAUUUAUAUGUAUGUGUUUAGAGUUGAAGUUUUUUCCCCAUAGCAUUGUAAGCUUAUGGCUUCUUUACUUUUUUUACUUUAUUUUUUUCCUUUGUUACAUGUUUGCCUACAUGCCAAAAUUUAAGGUGUUCUGAAAAUCAGUUUUUAUUUUUAAUUAUAGGAAGGGCUCUCAGGCCUUGAAGCUGGCUUUCUGUACAAUGUCAAGUGUGUUUGUCUUUAUUGUUUGAGAACACCUUUGAUAGUAUCACUUUAAGAAUAUUUGUUAAGUACCAGCUGAGGCGGUUUAGAAUUAGAUUAGAAUAUUUUUCCUCCUGGCUACUUUAGACAGGGGGCUGGGGGGAAGACAGGUUGACAGGCAGAUAAUCUGCUACAAAGCAGUUUACGGGAACACAAAGAAGUGAUAACCUUCUGUAGAUGAAAUGUGAGUGGUUGCAUGUAAUUAAAAAUAUCAAAUUAGCGUGUGAA
Messenger RNA from Rhineura floridana, 5113 nucleotides. It is a transcript of the gene JAG1, whose product is annotated as jagged canonical Notch ligand 1. The transcript has 26 exons. Gene Ontology annotation, biological process: Notch signaling pathway; multicellular organism development; establishment or maintenance of epithelial cell apical/basal polarity. Gene Ontology annotation, molecular function: Notch binding; calcium ion binding. Lineage: Eukaryota; Metazoa; Chordata; Lepidosauria; Squamata; Rhineuridae. The record is from RefSeq and is a predicted model, not a curated record. The coding region runs from base 258 to 3917 and encodes 1219 amino acids. Gene Ontology annotation, cellular component: plasma membrane; protein-containing complex.